AUGGCGGACAAGAUCUCCGGCGCCAACAUGGGUGCCGAUGCUCAUCUAGAUGGAGAAAAGAUGGACACAAAGGAGGGUACUAUGUCUAUUUCCCACGAGCCCCCGCGUGCUUAUCUUGAUGGCAACCGCUCGAUUUACUUGGAUUCUAGCAUUACCUUUGAGAAUUAUGUCUACUGGGCUAAGCGGUCGCGCGAGGUUGAGAAGCACAUUUCCACUGACGAUGCGGGAUUUGCGUACUGGAGAAAGAGGCUUUUCAGUAAAACGUCUGACACUCCAGUACAGAGUACGCCUGUCAUCACUGAGACCAACCCCAAAAAUACCAGCAGAACGGAUGGCGAUAGCGCAAGCGAUAGUUGGGGUAUCACCGAGACGGAAUGGGAACAGGCACAACGGGCUGGGCGAACUGCAACCUGGGGUUCGAUCUUCUAUCUCAUUACCACAGAUAUCCUCGGACCGAUCAAUGUCCCUUGGGCAAUCAGUCAGAUGGGCUAUGGACCAGGAGCUGCACUUUACACCGUUUUUGGAGCCAUGGCUUGUUACUCCGGCUUGCAACUGUGGAAGAUCUUCGUCGGCCUCGACUCAACUCGAUUCCCAAUGCGCAAUUAUGGAGAUUUGGCUUUCCGUGUCUAUGGAAACUGGGCACGCAUUUUGGUGAACGUCCUACAAAGCUUCCAGUUCUUCCUCAAUGUGUCCCUGCUUAUUGUAAGCAACGGACAAGGACUGGCCCAGAUGGCCGUCGGUGCCAAUGGCCAGGGGUUCCUGUGUUUCAUCGCCGCUGAAGUUAUCUUCAUGGUCAUCGGCUUUUUGCUUGGGCAGAUUCGUACCCUGCAACGACUUUCUUACCUGGCCAACAUUGCGAUCUGGAUGAAUAUAAUUGUCGUCAUCAUGACUAUGGUUGUGGUUCAUCAGUAUCCUCCUAAUUACGAAGCCUCGUUCACUAGCUAUGAGACCCCAAAGGGACCUGUGGUAACAAGCGGCUACUGGCCUGAGAGCUCAACCCUUAAGAACAAAGUCAAUGCUAUGAUGAACGCUGUUUUCGCAUACGGCGGCGCAACUCUCUUUAAUGAGCUCAUGGCUGAGAUGAGACGGCCAUAUGACUUCUGGAAGGGUUUCGUUAUUGCCGAAAUAUUCAUCUACGUUUGCUACCUUCUCUGUGGCAUGGUUGUGUACAGUGCGCAGGGCCAAUUCACAUUCAAUCCUUCUUACCAGGGUAUUCCAAACUCUGCUUACAGGUUCCAGACUUUGGGCAACGCCAUCUCAUUUAUCACCGGCGUCAUUGCAGCACUGUUAUAUGGUAACAUUGGUAUCAAAGUCUUCUACAACGUUGUUUUGCAUGAUAUCUUCCAUCUCCCGGAUUUGAACAGCCGAACUGGUAAAUUGGUGUGGGUAGGGCUCGCACCUGCCUACUGGGCUCUCGCUUGGGUGAUUGCCGCCGCAAUCCCGCAAAUCAGCAAUCUCACAUCCUUCGUUGGAGCCGCCUGCAUCUUGCAGUUUUCUUACACAUUCCCACCAAUGUUGCUGGUUGGGUUCAACGUCCAGAAUGACGCAAUGCUCCCCGAAGAGGAAUUUAAUUCGGCAACUGGCGAGGUACAACGCUUGGAUAGUGGAACGAAGCGGUGGAUUAGAGGUUACAAGAAGAAGUUUGUGUGGAACACUUUUGAUGUAAUCUACUCCUUUGGUGCGCUAUCUGCCGCUGGUCUGGGAAUUUGGGCUUCAGUUACUUCGAUGCACAAGUCAUUCGAAGGGGGGAACCUGACGCCUUUCACCUCCAUGGAUAAAAAUCAAAUCUUUCCGCUGCCUAUUUCGGCAAGCCCACCCACUUCGGCCUCGAUAAGUCCGACCGACUCUGACUAUGUACCUUCGAUUUCAUCCCUCCCAUCGCUCACACACUCGAAUUCGAGUUCCUCAUCUAGCCAAGCUAGAUCCAUACCCACUCCCACAACACCUACUAUCCUCGAGGAUACACCAGGGAAACCCUCCGGUAUGGAGGGAAAUCGCAAUAAGCUCGCUCGCAACAUAAGUGCCUUAGCGGACGCAGGAUAUCGCCCAGUAUGGUCAAGGGAGUAUGGGUACCCGGGAACAAUCCCCGACGAUAUUACAGAGUUCCUCGAUAGUAAUAGCUAUCGAUUUGACGAGCUGAUCGGCCCCCUAAGUAGUCUCUUUUGGCUAGCAGGCCUCGACGAGCUGGUCGACGCUAUUUAUGACCCAGCCAUUGCCCUCCAAGACGAAGUACGUCUCAUCCCUACCAAUGUAGGUGUAGCAUGGAUCUUGGAGAGCCUGUUUGAAGAGGGCAAAAUCUCAAGACCGAUGUAUGAUCGGUACUUUUUGGAAUACCAUCAGCCAUCGCUGGCAGUUAUGCCACUCCGACUCGACCCGAUCCCCCCACAAGUUGGACUCGAAUGCGUUCGCCAUAGAUUGGAAGAUCUCUUUCCCACCUGCAGGCCACAACUUCUACCUCAGGAUAUUACCACAGUUCGGGUAAAGGGCGACAAGAACAAGGAUCGCCUGUCUGCAAAGAUCCUUAAAGACUACAUUGGCAAACUUGGUGGGGGCUCAUUCUUGUACCGAGUGUCUACUCGGUCCGCUUUAGCUGCGCUGUUGGCUUUUUUCGUCCCGGUCGUCCACAGUAAUAACUCGGACAAUGAGUUAGGACCGGGAAUUUAUACCUCAGAUUCUCUAGAAUGGGUCCUGAGAUUUGGCUCCGUCAAUAGUGCUUUGUUGGUUUUUAAAAAUCCGGAUUUUAGCAACUUGGACGUUUGGAGCCCUGAUAUACCCAACUGGCAGCACAUUGUCGCAACUUGGACUCGGAAAUCUUUAUCAAACGUACCUAAUUCGGGAUCUCUGCGAUGGAAAACUGCAGAUGUGAUCAAAGGGCCAAUCUCAAAGCCCGAUUCACAAAAGAACUGUCUACCAGAACCUGGAGAUGUUGCACAGGUAGUUGCUACUAGUUACGCAGGGUGCGGAGUGCUUUCUUCAUCACUCGCGAUGAUCAUCUGGAUUGAGUAG
Messenger RNA from Penicillium griseofulvum, 3006 nucleotides. RefSeq names its product Amino acid transporter, transmembrane. Gene Ontology annotation, molecular function: amino acid transmembrane transporter activity. Gene Ontology annotation, biological process: amino acid transmembrane transport. Gene Ontology annotation, cellular component: vacuolar membrane. NCBI's taxonomy places the organism in Eukaryota, Fungi, Ascomycota, Eurotiomycetes, Eurotiales, Aspergillaceae. Bases 1 to 3006 code for a protein of 1001 amino acids. The transcript has 5 exons. The record is from RefSeq and is a predicted model, not a curated record.